Molecule: messenger RNA, 2907 nt
Organism: Neospora caninum
Lineage: Eukaryota; Apicomplexa; Conoidasida; Eucoccidiorida; Sarcocystidae
Exons: 5
Coding region: 1-2907 (968 amino acids)
Molecular function (GO): 2-oxoglutarate-dependent dioxygenase activity
Source: RefSeq, a predicted model, not a curated record
AUGGCUCUCCCGUCUGCCUCCUCGUUCAUUUCUUCUUCUUCUUCUUCUUCUUCUUCUUCUUCUUCUGCUUUGUCUUUGCCGAGUUCUGCUUCGAACCCCAUCGCUGCGCAGUUUUUUUGCCAGGUGUCUUCUCCCUCUGCUGUCUCUGUUUCCUCUCCUUCGUCCUUUUCUUCUCGCCUGGAGGGCCGCAGCGCUGCACCAGCUGAGUCCCCCGUCGGCAGACCUCGAGAGCUUCCUCUCAGCAGUGCGCGUUUCAGCGGGAGGCGCGCCUCUCCACAGACCCGCGAAGGAGAAGAGCUGCGACAGACCAGCCUGGCGAAACACGGAGAAGCCGGAACCGGGGGAGGUCGGCGAGACCACGACGGAAAGCGUGGCGGAGAAAAAGAGAGAGGGCAAGGAGAACAAGGAAAGCAAGGAGAACAAGGAGAUCAAGAACACGACGACGGCGUCUGCCUCUUGUGCAGAAGCGAUGAUGUUGUCAAGCAGUGGGGAGUUGCGCCCGUCGCUUCGUUUUCGUCGUCGACCGUCCAUGCGGGUGGUUUCUGGGAAAACGCGUUUUUCUCAGUCGCGCCGGAGGACCGGCGACCGUUGCUGUUAGGGCCCUUCUCGGACGAGGCGUUCGGAGGCGCGCUAAGCGAACUGACGGUCGACGGACUGGAGACGAAAAUGCGAGGCGAGCAGAAGCAGCGGGUGUCUGUCCACGUCGCGAGCGACAGAUGCCUGAACUUUGCCGAGAAAAACUUCAAGUACGAAUUCCUGGAUUUCUCGGAUUUGGUGCGUCGAAUCCGAGCCCAAGUCCGGGGCGAACGAGGGGGAAGCCGCAGCUCACACGCAACGGGAAAAGGCGCAAUCGCCGAAGGCGCGGGCGACAGCAGGCAGGACGGGGAGGCGCACGGUACCGAACCUCGUUGUCUCGCGUCGUUGAGCGAAGACUCCACAUUUCGUCGCGAGUUUUAUUAUUUCCGAUCUCUGGGACGACGGCCGGCGAAGGAUCCUUCGGCGCUCUCUGCCAUGAGUUCAGCCAUCGCGGCGAAGUUCCACCUCCCACCGGGGCUUCGAAUUCAAGAUGCGAAUCCGCCGACUCCCUCGUCGCGGUGUCUUUCCUCUUCUCCCCAGCCUUCUGCCUCUUCUCUGCCUUCGUCUCCACCGACCUCUCUUCAGUCUGCUUCCCGUUCGUCAACGUCUUCCACUUCUUGUUCCUCACCUUCCUCUUCCGAUUCUUCUUCCGCUUCUGUUUCUUCGACUAACGCGUUUGCGGCCCUCUCGGCUUCUGCGCGGUCUGCGGAGGCCGUCCCAGGCUCGCCCGUUAGCUCAACUUACCCCCCCUGCUGCGUGGCCACAGCCCUCGGCGCGCCUGCUUCGCGGACUUUCUCGGGACAGCCUCGGGUCUCGGCGCUACUCGAAAAAGAAAGGCAUGCAGUCGGGUCAGCCACAGAAGUUGAGAAGCGUCUGUCGACGAGCGGCGCUUCGCUCGCUUGUGGCAAAACGGUUCUGAAAGACGUCGCAGCCUCCCCCUCUUCUUCCGGGUGCGCCGUUCCUGCGGGGGACGAGACCGAAUCGGCGAUGGAGAUAAGUCGACGGACCGUUUCUGAGGGGCCGAAAGAAGGUUGCAUGCGCGGGGAGAUCAAGAAGAGAGAAGCCGGGGAGACUGCCAGGUGCUGUGGAGAGGACGCGAUGAGGCGUCGGGGAAAACGCGCAGACGAGAAGAACAAAAAGGAGAAGAAAGACGGUGUUCAGGCCGCAGGACGCAGAGACAAAGAUGAGCAUCUCUCUGACUCGAGUGUACGGCUCGAAGAACACUCGACCGUUUUGCGCGUGGCGCAACCAGGAGUGGAGCUGUGGACGCACUACGAUAUUCCAGACAAUUUCCUCGUUCAGAUUUCCGGCUACAAGCGGGUCUUCCUCUUCCCUCCUUCGACAGUCAACAGGCUGGGCAUCCGCGGAUCCUCGUCGUCGAUUAAGGGACUCGUGUCCGGCUGCGCAGAUUUCGCGGCGUAUCCCGAAGCCUGCUCGGCUUUGCGCGAGGCGUCCUUCGUUGAUUUGACUCCAGGAUCGAUUCUUUUCCUCCCUUCUCGCUGGUUGCAUGGCGUCUUCAUGGUCCCCGCUGUAGCCGAUCUCUGCGCGCGCUGCCGGUCCUAUUUAAAGCACCUCGACUCGCGACGUGGGGCGCCGGCGCCUUCGAACGAGGCGAGAGACUCCGCGACAGAGGGGCGAACGAAAAUCGUUCCGGAAGCUUCGUCUCGUGAGGCAGCGCGCGGCGAGAUUGACGCAAGCUGGGAGCGGAAAGAGUGUGAGGAACCGGAGAGAGGAGACCAAGGGUGUGCGAAAAUUGUAAACGUCAGGACUGAACUCGGACGCAAAGCAGAGAGUGACACAGAAAGACACACAAGGACAAGGAUGGUACAGGAAGAGAUGGAGACGGACGCAGAAGGCCACGAAACGGAGAAGGCUGACGCGUGUGUGUCGAUCAACGUCUUUUUCUAUGAUCGAACAGUGCCAAAUGCCGACGUCGUGUACGCAAAGAAGGAUAUCUAUGGAAACAAGUCCGCCAUCAUUUCCUUCUGUCUUUCCUGUCCCGUCGAACAGGAUCCUGAGGUCUACGACCAGGCGCGAACAAUCGUCGCCCAACAGCUCGUUCCAGCGCUCUCGUCCCUGCCCAAGACGGCGGCAGCCUUUUAUCUGCGCAAGCUCUCAGUGGAGCUGCUGGACCUCGCGACCGCCAUGGAAAGCAAGGGGAAUCCCCGGGAGCCCUCCCCCCCCCCCCCCCCCGGGCUUGAGUGGGAUAUAGCGCCUACACGAAACAGGCAUUGCUCUGAUGGUCUAGGAGAAUCGCCUGUGGAAUUGCUUGACGGGGCAGAAUUGGGAAUGCAGAGUGGGCGUGCUGUACCUAUCCUUCCGGUGCGCUGA